GGAUUCUAUUCUCAAGAUAUAUCUCAGGAAUUGAAUCUUCCUUCGUUUGAGAAAGGUGAUGUGAUUUUGGUAACUCGAAAAUUUCAAAUUGUUGACUAUAUGGAUGAAAAUUAUUCAGCAUUUGCUCUGCAUUUAAUGCGUAUAACUGAGAUUAUUAAAAAGAAUUUGAUUCUAUAUAUUAAUGGCAAGCUUAUAUUAUAUGAGAAUGCUAACUAUGUUUAUGUUAAAUCUUUAUCCUUUCCAGAUAGUCAAAAAAAGGAAUUAAAUCUUUCUGUACCACUUCCGUGGAGAUCUGAAGCUUCAGUUGAACCAAAUAAAUCACCUGUUGUUAAAACAAUAGCAACAAGAGUAAAGAACCUUCUUUCUUAUUGUAAAUAA
Racocetra persica is the source of this 378-nucleotide messenger RNA. Lineage: Eukaryota; Fungi; Glomeromycota; Glomeromycetes; Diversisporales; Gigasporaceae. The record is from the annotation of a GenBank genome assembly.